This is a messenger RNA of Diospyros lotus (date-plum), 1722 nucleotides long. Its product is annotated as probable amino acid permease 7. Bases 60 to 1529 code for a protein of 489 amino acids. The transcript has 8 exons. The record is from RefSeq and is a predicted model, not a curated record. Lineage: Eukaryota; Viridiplantae; Streptophyta; Magnoliopsida; Ericales; Ebenaceae. Gene Ontology annotation, cellular component: plasma membrane.
UAUAAAAUUGCCAUUUUGGCAGCAGGUCAUAGAAGCGCAUCCACAUUCCACAGAGACUCAUGGACGGUACAGGAGGAGGGGGAGGAGAAGAAGAAGAAGAAGAAGAAGAUCAACAGUAUUCCCCAUUAUUCAGAAACUUCGACGAAUCCGAGGAGGAUCCCAUCAAAAGAACAGGGACAAUAUGGACUGCAAUUGCUCAUGUAAUAACUGGAGUGAUAGGGGCUGGAGUGCUGUCCCUUGCUUGGAGCGUAGCUCAGCUAGGGUGGGUGGCUGGUCCAUUGACUAUGUUGGUCUUUGCAGGGAUCACCAUUCUUUCUUCAAACCUUCUAUGUGAUUGCUACAGAUCUCCUGAUCCUGAAUUUGGGCCAACAAGGAGCAGAUCUUACAUGGAAGCUGUUAAAUUCUAUUUAGGUAAGACUACGUACAAAAUCGGUUCUUUCCCGACCCUAAAACUUCGGGAGAAGAGCAAGAGAAUCUGCGUUGUGUUUCUGAAUGAAAGUCUGUAUGGCUGUGGAGUAGCUUAUGUGAUCACUGCAGCUGCCAGUGUGAGAGCAAUUCGGAGGUCAAACUGUUACCACAAGGAAGGACAUGAAGCUCCAUGCCACUAUGGGGACACUGAUUACAUGCUGCUAUUUGGGGCUGUCCAAAUUAUACUGUCACAGAUACCAGAUUUCCAUAACAUGGCAUGGCUUUCUAUCCUUGCAGCCAUCAUGUCUUUCUCCUAUUCUUUCAUAGGAAUGGGACUUGGCUUUGCAAAAAUUUUAGAAAAUGGGACAGUUAAAGGGAGCAUUGAAGGAGUCUCAGCUGAGAGCAUGGUUGAGAAAGCAUGGUUGGUGUUCCAGGCUCUAGGAGACGUUGCUUUUGCCUACCCAUAUUCACUCAUUCUUCUAGAGAUAGAGGAUACUCUGAAGUCCCCUCCGCCGGAAAACCGGACGAUGAAGGUGGCCUCCACCACGGCAAUCUUCAUCACCACCUUCUUCUACCUCUGCUGUGGAUGCUUUGGUUAUGCAGCCUUUGGGAGUGACACACCAGGGAACCUCUUGACAGGAUUUGGAUUCUAUGAGCCCUAUUGGCUCGUUGACUUGGCCAAUGCUUGUGUUGUUCUGCACCUUUUUGGAGGAUAUCAGGUGUUCAGCCAGCCAGUGUUCCAGUUUGUAGAAGCUUGGAUCAGCAAGAAGUUCCCAGACAGUCGAUUUGUGAAUGAUGUUUAUGCGUUAAAACUCCCAUUCUUGCCCGGCUUUGAGCUGAGUCCUCUACGUCUAUGUUUUCGGACGAGUUACGUUGUAUCAACAACCGUAGUUGCAGUCAUCUUCCCUUACUUCAACCAGGUUUUGGGAGUUUUAGGGGCCUUAAACUUCUGGCCAUUGACAAUACAUUUCCCUGUGGAAAUGUACUUUGUGCAGAAAAAGAUUGGGGCUUGGACAAGGAAAUGGCUUCUUCUGAAGACUGUCAGCUUUGCUUGUUUGCUCGUGUCCAUAUUGGCCUUAGUUGGGUCACUGGAAGGACUUAUAAGUGCAAAAUUAAGCUGAUCAAAUCUAGGACAUAUAUAUAAAAAGAAAGCUAUUUGCAAAUGAGAAAAGAAUAAAAUUCAUGUAUUGGAUUUUACCACCAUAGAAUGGUGAAAGUAUGUGUUCCGGAUGAGAUGAGAUGAAGCACAAGAAACUAAAAUUAACAAAUUCUGUUCAUAUUGAAGUUCAAUGAAAAUUACUGGGUUACUGUUGA